Darwinula stevensoni is the source of this 1778-nucleotide messenger RNA. The record is from the annotation of a GenBank genome assembly. NCBI's taxonomy places the organism in Eukaryota, Metazoa, Arthropoda, Ostracoda, Podocopida, Darwinulidae.
CCUCAAUUCUCUUCUCGCCGGGCGUAGAGUCUUUCGAUAAUAACUUCUCGUACCCGCUAGGGUGUCCCUAGUGGUAUUAGUAGGUGAUUCUUUUGGAUCGGAAGGACUACGUAUCUUCGGGCAUCUGUGAGUGCGCUUUCUCGACUCUGCAGAUGUAGAACAUCGCUUGGCGUCCUUGUGGGGGACAGGACCAUUCGAACCGCACCUAAAAAUGUCGUACAGGGACAUGAGAAACUUCUGCGAAAUGAUGAGGGCACUGGGGUUUCCUCGGUUGAUUUCCAUGGAGAAUUUUCGCACUCCAAAUUUUCCCCUCCUGGCCUCGAUUCUCCAGUGGCUGGUCAACAGGUACGACCCAGAAGCCUACCUACCCGCCGACACCGACACGGAACAGGACCGAGUGAUCUUCAUCAAGAGCGUGGCUCAGCUGAUGGCAACGAAGGCUCACAUCAAGCUGAACACGAAGAAACUCUACCAGGCGGACGGUUACGCCGUCCGAGAGAUCCUCAAGGUCGCGUCUCUCCUCUACGAGGCGAUGAAGAAUGCCCCGAGCGAGUCGACCAACGAGAACGCAGCGUUGAUGGCCGCUCCCUCCGGCAUCCAAGAUCUCACCAAUAAGUUGACGGACUUGAAGAAGACUCGCCAGCUGGCGUCCCAGAUCACCACCAAGGGGGCGACGCUUUUCGAUCUGCUCGGGAAGGAGGCAAGCUCGACAAGGAAUUUUUUGCUAGCAUCCACCGUAAACCUGAGAGAGGUGAGGCUAACGGUGUUGGCCAGGCAGCUGGACCUGAACGACGUCGAGAAGACGCUAAGGAAAGCCGUCCAGCAGGCGGAGAAGGAGGUGCAGGAGGUGCAGCACAACAGCGAGAACAUCUCGAGCGAGGAGGCUCAAUGGGACGGGAGGAUCGAGAAGAAGCGGGUGGAGCUGGAGAGGACGGAUAAGCGGCUGCAGACGCUGAGGAAAGUCCGGCCGGCCUUCAUGGACGAAUACGAGAAGAUGGAAGUGGACUUCAAGAAACUCUACGAGGAGUACUUCCUCAAGUUCCGCUGCCUCGCCGCCUUGGAACAGUCGCUGGAGGAACAGGAUAGGAUCGAAAGGGAGCGCGUAGCAGAGAGACAAGCAGUCGCCCGAAGGCUCCUCGAGCGACUGAAGCAGGAAGAAGAGAAACGGCUGCGGGGAUCCGAGGACGUGGAACUGGACCUCGACGACGACGACGGCGACGGCGACGCUCUGGUGGGAAGCCACCUCCAACGAGGCGGAAGAAAGCCGCACCGCCGGGUGUUCGGCUCCAUGCAGGCCGGCGAGGAGAGCGCGGACUCGGACUCCCUGGACUCCGACUCCGACGUGGCCCUGGAGCUGGCCGGGGAUCGCCCCGUCGGGGCCAGGGAGACCGAGAGGACGAUCGGCCUCGAGGGAAACGUGGACUCGGAUCUCUCCUCGGACGCAGAAAUCGAGAUGGAUCGGGGGAAAGAGGCCAAGGAAAUCACGGCGGACGUAAAGGAUUCCGACGACGAUUUCUAGAGCCGCAAAAUCGAUUCUAACGUCUCGCACUGCUUCGUUUCCCGACCCAAUAAAUGUGAACGCCGUGUGAACUCGUCGACGCGGAUCGACCGAUCCGUCAGAAAAACGCUGUCGUUUCACCGCGUCACGUGCGGUGCUUUGCGGUUCAGUGGAACGCUUUUACGCUUGUCCCCGGUUGGCCCAGCUCCUCGUCGCCUUCGAGAUAUAUUUGAAUUUCGUCGUCAAAUGAAAACCUGCUGGACUCGGAAUAAAAAUGUGG